Sinocyclocheilus rhinocerous is the source of this 1086-nucleotide messenger RNA. RefSeq lists its product as uncharacterized. The transcript has 8 exons. The record is from RefSeq and is a predicted model, not a curated record. Bases 1 to 1086 code for a protein of 361 amino acids. Lineage: Eukaryota; Metazoa; Chordata; Actinopteri; Cypriniformes; Cyprinidae.
AUGAACAUGAGAGUUUUCUUCAAGAGUCUGUUGUCUUUACUGGGAUUUUUCUCAGUUCAGACGAAAGCAGAAAGUGAAGUGAACAUAGCAAGUUGGGGAACAGCCAAUCAAUCGACAACAUUUUACAGCGAUUAUUAUGAAUGGCGUGCCCAAAACGCUCUCGAUGGGUUGAACAACGUCUGUACUCGUACAGAAGAACAAAGUGACCCGUGGUGGAAGCUGGAUCUGAAGAAGACGUACAGUGUGAACAGAGUGACCAUCACUAACAGAUUCAUCUGCUGUGUAAACUGGAUAGAUGGGGCAGAGAUUCGGAUUGGAAACGAUUCUUCAGAUGUUUUCAGCAACCCAGUAUGUGCUGUAGUUUCUUCUAUUCCAGCAGGGGCAACCUACAGCUUCUCGUGUCCUGGGAUGGAGGGGCGCUAUGUGAUUGUGAAUAUUCCUGGAACUUCAAAGACUGUUACUUUCUGUGAAAUGGCAGUCUAUGUGAUUUUUCCAGGUAAUUUGGCAACAGGAAGAACCGUCAUACAGUCGUCAACCGAUGGCCUCUGGUUUGCUCAUCAGGCCAUUGAUUUCAAUCCUGGCUUCACAAAUUCAUGGUCAGCGUGUUCUUCAACCGAUAUUCAGACUAACCCAUGGUGGAGGGUGGAUCUGGGUUAUAUUUACAGAGUAAGCAGAGUUGUCAUCACAAACAUACCAGACUGCUGUCCAGAGAGAAUAAACGGAACGGAGAUUCGCAUCGGAAACUCUUUGGAGAACAACGGCAACAACAAUCCCACAUGCGCUGUGAUUUCUAGCCUUCCAGCUGGUGUUUCCUCCACUUACACAUGUAACAAUAUGGAGGGUCGAUAUGUGAAUCUCUUCAUUCCUGGAAAUUCAAGGAUUCUUACUCUGUGUGAGGUGGAGGUCUAUGAAGAAGGUGUGAUCAAACAGGCAGAUUUAGUGUUUUGGGAAACUAUUAACGCCUUCGCAAUAGUUGAACUCCAGCUCCUGUCACAGCUUCAGCCUGCUCUGGCAGAACGAGGGAUUUCUGACGUGAAGAAAGAGAUGAUGAUGGGGGAACCUAAACCCUCUUCAGAUCAGCUUUGA